Molecule: messenger RNA, 2731 nt
Organism: Leptonychotes weddellii (Weddell seal)
Lineage: Eukaryota; Metazoa; Chordata; Mammalia; Carnivora; Phocidae
Source: RefSeq, a predicted model, not a curated record
CGGCCCCCCGGAGAGGCUCCUGCCCGCUCCGAAGCCCCGCUCGUCCUUGCCGCUGGCAGCCUUCGUGAAGGAAGCCGUCGACCCCCGGCCGCGCAGGGUCGCGGAGAGAGGCGGCGGCGGGAGCACGCCCGGGCUCCCAGAGCGUUGCUCGAAUCGAAGCGCCUCGCCAGGAGGUUUGUCCCCGCCCGCUCGCCGUGCCGCGCGGCCCCAGUGGUAGGGGAAGAGCGCGCGGCUGAGAUGGGCGAGACCAUGUCAAAGAGACUGAAGUUCCAUCUGGGCGGGGAAGCAGAGAUGGAGGAGCGGGCGUUCACCAACCCCUUCCCGGACUACGAGGCCGCUGCCUCCGCGGUGUUCGCCGCCGGGGCGGCCGAGGAGACGGGCUGUACUCGCCCCCCACCCACCACCGACGAGCUUGGCCUCCCUUUUCACAACAACGGAAAGAUCAUUCAUAAUUUCACAAGGCGAAUCCAGACCAAAAUCAAAGAUCUUCUACAGCAAAUGGAGGAGGGGCUGAAGACAGCUGACCCACAUGAUUGCUCUGCUUAUACUGGUUGGACAGGCAUAGCCCUUUUGUACCUGCAGCUGUAUCGGGUCACGGGUGACCAGACCCACCUGCUCCGGUCCCUGGAUUACGUCAAGAGAACACUUCGGAACCUGAAUGGCCGCAGGGUCACUUUCCUCUGCGGAGACGCCGGACCCCUUGCUGUAGGAGCUGUGGUGUAUCACAAACUCAGAAGCGACUGUGAGUCCCAGGAAUGCAUCACAAAACUUUUGCAGCUCCAGAGAACCAUCGUGGGCCGAGAUUCAGAGCUUCCCGAUGAGCUGCUUUAUGGUCGGGCGGGUUAUCUGUAUGCCUUACUCUACCUGAACACGGAGAUUGGUCCAGGCACCGUGUGUGAGUCAGCCAUUAAAGAGGUAGUCAGCGCUAUCAUCGAGUCAGGCAAGACUCUGUCGAGGGAAGAAAGGAAGGCCGAGCGCUGCCCGCUGCUCUUCCAGUGGCACAGGAAGCAGUAUGUUGGAGCGGCUCACGGCAUGGCCGGGAUCUACUACAUGCUAAUGCAGCCAGCAGCAAAAGUGGACCAAGAAACCUUGACAGAAAUGGUGAAACCUAGUAUUGAUUAUGUGCGCCACAAAAGAUUCCGAUCUGGGAAUUAUCCGUCAUCAUUAAGCAAUGAAACAGAUCGCUUGGUCCACUGGUGCCAUGGUGCGCCCGGUGUCAUCCACAUGCUUAUGCAAGCUUACAAGGUCUUUAAGGAGGAGAAAUACCUGAAAGAUGCCAUGGAGUGUAGUGAUGUCAUUUGGCAGCGAGGUUUGCUUCGGAAGGGCUACGGGAUCUGCCACGGGACAGCCGGGAACGGCUAUUCAUUCCUGUCCCUGUACCAUCUCACGCAGGAUAAAAAAUAUCUCUACCGAGCUUGCAAAUUUGCAGAGUGGUGUCUAGAAUAUGGAGCACAUGGGUGCCGCAUCCCCGACAGACCCUACUCUCUCUUUGAAGGCAUGGCUGGCGCGAUUCACUUUCUCUCGGACAUCUUGGCACCGGAGACAUCCCAGUUUCCAGCAUUUGAACUUGCUCCUUCGCAGAGGAACAAAAAGAUGUAAAGAGACUACUAAGACACCUGUUUGGACCAAAAGCCAGGUUGCUUAGUGCCUGACACAGAACCAACUGUGAAUCCGGAAGAAGGCAAAAAAAAAAAAAAAGAAGCAAACACCUUCACGGGCCCCCUUUGUUGCAAAGACCCUCAAGUUAGAGCAUGAAUGACAGAAACCAUCCCGUCAGCGUUUUGUAACAGUGUUCCCCUCACUGGUGUGAAAUACGAAUUCUUCACCUCCAGCCCUCUGUAGCAUUUGCAUGUUCCUUGGUGUUCGUUGUCUAGAGGUGUAAGUUGUUCCAAACAGAAAGCCCUUCCCUUCCCAUGAGCCCGGAGCCGAGCGCACACGAGGGCACGGCGGCAGCCACUUCUCUGUGUAUAAGAUUCAAGGGAGGUGUCUCCUGUGUUGACAGGGAAUAGUCAGGCGGUGUCUCUCUCAUAUACCAGAAAGCGUCUCUAAGGUGGUAUCCUCGUGAUACUUUGUCAGCACUCUCUGUGAGUACCUUUCGGACAAGCACGAGGGAAAGACCAUUCCAAAGACCGAAAAGAAAGAAGAUAAGAGGGGGGUUUUGCUGGAAUGGUUGGGGGUGGGGGUGGGGGUUGAGCCUUUGCACCGGGUCGCCGAACGCUCCGCUCCCUCUUUGUGUUUUGUGUUCACCCUUGGUGUUUUUAAGAAGCCAGAGGGCAUGCGUCGCAGCUCUACUGGGGCGCCCUGUUCUCAGCUGAAGUUCCGGGCACCUGUGUGGAGUUCCAGAGGCUCCUGUCAGUCCCAGCCCAAACCAGCCAGUGCCCUGGGCGCUGGACUUCGUGAUACCAGAAAACAGCCAAGGGAGGCCUUUCCAUGACCAUACUGUAAAUCAAGUAGGGGUGACUAAGCAUUGGCAAUUCUAGAUUUGGCUUACAUUAUUAAAACUUUAUCAUCAUCAUAACCUAUUAUAAGUUCAGUAGAUCCAAUUCCAGAUGGCGAAAAGCAGAUAUUCACCUGUUCCCCUGUCCCUGCAAUUAAACUUACAUCAAAAUUUGGUAAGUUAUCUCAGUGUAAAUUUGGGGGGAAUACGGUCAUUUUUGGCCUACUUUUGGGUGAUUGAAAUCUCACAUUUGAUUGAAAUAUAUGAAGCAAUAAAAGGACUAGUCUGCAUUUA